UGUGUUGUUCGUUUUGAUUUGGCAGAUCUCUUGAAGUUAUUAUUGGCCUGUCGCGGUCCGAUAAAAUUAGGCCGAACGCUAGGGGCGCCAGGAAGUUUGUUUCGCCGCAGCCCUUAAUUAACUGGUUGAGCAGCAAAAACAGGUUUGUCGUUUAAGAAGCGACAAAAACAAAUCGAACGACAGCCGCAACCACUCCUUCGCACACUUUCCUCGCGUAUUUUGACACCGCGGGGCUAAUCGUUUCACCGGUUUCACUUUUGCGGCGCGCUGUCAAGUCCCGAUAAGUCGUAGUUACGUGCGUGUCGAGCAAGCGAAAACAAGCAAAAGUAAGAAACCGGUGCACCGACAGCAGCGAGAGAAACGGCGCAGUCGAGCAGGGAGCCCGAGGCCUCCCAUAAUGCGCCGGCGGAGAGUAGAGGAGGGUGGGCCGGUUUUGUACGCGGAACAUAAUAAAAUGCCACGGAAGAAGUCGGCGAAUGGGCUCAGUCGCGAUUCUUUGAUAGGAUGAGCGCUGUUUGUAAUGUUUUCCUACAUUCGAUACAACGUAGUGCGCCCCGUGUGUUGAAAGUGGUGUUUGUGAGUGCUCGCCAAGAACAAUAUAGUGACGGAAAAGGAGGCACUGCUUGGUGGUGUGCCUAUAUCGGGUGUCCCAAGGGUAGAUGACCCACACAAACGCGACGACAACACGGAGUCUGCACGAAGGAGGCGGCUGGAGGACUUUCACGCGUUGGUGAAGAAACAAGUUUACUUGUCCAAGGCUGUUGCAGAUACUUCGCUGAAACCUCGGUGUGAAUUGACCUGGGUGAGCGAUUGGAUGAACCUGCCUGCCUCCUAAGAAGCCAGUGCUGCAUCAGAGCCCUUGACGAAUGCUGCUUCCUUCAGGCCCGAACAGUCUGGCUCGAAGGCGCACCAGCGUCCUUCGUGCAGCAGCUGGCACUGGUUACUGACAGCGUGGGCAUGGGUGUCGGCUGCCAUGGCAGGCAGCUACCGUUACUCGGCUGCAUUGGACAAGACGUACAUGGAGCAGCGUUGGGUGCCACCUAGCACCCCGGCCACCCAGCCUGUGCGCACUGUGCCCAUCAUUCGGACUGCGCCUGCGCCCAGCGCCUCUGACCCACUUCGCUUCAUCAAGGUUAAACAGCCGCCCCUGGGCAAGCAGGCUCGUGAGCAGCUUCAGGCCUACGAGAGCAGCGUGCGCAACCACGUGCGCUCCAAGCUUGACGAGCAGGAGGAACAGUGGCAGACGAACCUCGACGAGUGGAAGAGCAGACGGAGGAAGGCAUCUGAGAGGGCCUUCCAGAGAGUGCAGGACGCCAAGGAGCUUUUCCCUGACGAAGGGCGGAAGGAACCGGAACCAGAGCCGGAACCAACGCUGACCACCAGCACAGAGCUGUUGUCUGAGUACAGCACGCGGGAGGAGUUCAUACCUACCAACACCGCAGUCCGCUCAGUCGCCACUGCUCGUCCGGCUCAAAAAGGCCCCAAACCGCCCGUGCCUCCAAAGCCAAUGACGGAGCUAAGAAGAAAAGAGUUCCCGCCCAAUGGUGACGAGGCAGGCGAGCAAGACUCCAGCAGACAGAGUGCUCCGGCUGAUGCUACAUUAUCAGUCAGCGGCCGCAAACUUUGCUCACACUGCAACCAGCCUCUAGGUCAUGGUGCUGCCAUGGUCAUAGAAAGUCUUCAGCUGCUGUACCACCUUGCCUGUUUUCGGUGCUGUGUAUGCCAGGCACCAUUGGGUAACGGCCUGUGUGGCACUGACGUCCGCGUCCGCAACACAAAGCUUCACUGCACGGACUGCUACAGCAAUGACGAGGCGGGAGUGAAGCUGAGCAGGGUCUGAUGGAGGUGAUCAAUGGUGACGUCUUCCUAGGCGCAAAGUUUUUCACGGCUGGUACAAGACCUGCAUCAACCGGUGUCGUGUCUUGGCUGCUGGUCCUCCUAAGCAGCUGUUUGGCUGCACAGGCCUGUAAAAGAGCCAACAGUAGCCACGCUAUGUUUUUAUUCACUAAGCAUAUAUUUUGUAUGUAGCAGAUAUAUAGCCAAAUGGCAGCUGUUUUAUACAUGCAAUAAAAGCUCAUAGCCAAAGAGAA
Messenger RNA from Dermacentor silvarum, 2090 nucleotides. RefSeq names its product LIM and calponin homology domains-containing protein 1 (gene smash). The transcript is spliced from 6 exons. Gene Ontology annotation, biological process: regulation of focal adhesion assembly; positive regulation of stress fiber assembly. The record is from RefSeq and is a predicted model, not a curated record. Gene Ontology annotation, cellular component: stress fiber. Bases 974 to 1840 code for a protein of 288 amino acids. Gene Ontology annotation, molecular function: myosin II head/neck binding. Lineage: Eukaryota; Metazoa; Arthropoda; Arachnida; Ixodida; Ixodidae.